UGAAGGAAGCCAGAGAAAAUUCCACAAACACUGCGGAAAUUUCGCGAAAGUGGUUUUCAGUGUUAACAUUUCCUCUCCUUGACUUGGUGUCUCAUUGAACUUGUUGGAGAAUUCAUUUUUUUCCCCCAAUAUUUUCACAAUUAUAAUUUCUUACGCAAUUAUGUCUUGAACAAAUUGCACCAUUUGCUCUUUCAGGUUUUGCUUUUGCGUGGCGAACAAUAGAAAGAACAAUCUUUGAAAAUUGUUCUUGGGACAAAUUCUCGUGCUAAAAAGUUUUAUAGAAUUAAUCUUGUGCCAUGGAUUGUGAGGAGUAUCGAAGACGAGGCAAAGAAAUGGUGGAUUACAUUGCGGAUUAUCUGCAAAAUAUUCGUGAAAGACGCGUUUUUCCCAACGUCAAACCCGGCUACAUGCGUUCCCUCCUACCGGACUCUGCACCCCUCGAGGGUGAGAGUUGGGAUGCAAUUUUUGCAGAUGUUGAACGUGUUGUAAUGCCUGGAGUAACGCACUGGCAAAGUCCUCACAUGCACGCAUACUUCCCAGCUCUAAAUUCCUACCCAUCCCUCUUGGGUGACAUGCUGGCCGAUGCCAUAAAUUGUCUGGGAUUCACCUGGGCAUCUUCCCCAGCUUGCACAGAACUCGAAACUGUCGCAAUGAAUUGGCUAGGAAAGAUGAUAGGACUACCAGAUGAAUUCCUCCAUCUGAGCAGCUCAAGCAGAGGUGGUGGAGUCAUCCAGACCACCGCCAGUGAAGCCACUUUAGUAUGUCUUUUGGCUGGCAGAACACAGGCCAUUAGACGCUACCAUGAACAUUCACCAGGACUUCAAGAUUCCGAAGUAAAUGCCCGUCUUGUGGCCUAUUGUUCCGAUCAAGCUCACUCAAGUGUGGAAAAAGCCGCUCUAAUUGGUCUCGUGAGGAUGAGAUUCAUCGAAGCUGAUGAGAAACUGAGUCUUCGUGGGGAGCCCCUCCGAGAAGCCAUUGAAAGUGACAUGAAGCAAGGAUUAAUACCAUUUUGGGUCUGUGCUACUCUUGGAACAACAGGAGCUUGUGCUUUCGAUAAUCUCGAGGAGGUAGGAAUUGUCUGUCAAGAUUUCAAACUGUGGCUCCACGUGGACGCAGCCUAUGCUGGCAGUGCAUUCAUCUGCCCAGAAUACAGGGGAUGGCUCAAAGGGAUUCGUCGCGCAGAUUCAAUUGCUUUUAAUCCAUCCAAAUGGCUAAUGGUACAUUUCGACUGUACAGCAUUGUGGGUAAGAAAUAGUGGAGCCCUCCACAGGACCUUCAACGUGGAACCUCUCUAUCUUCAGCACGAAAAUUCAGGAUUAGCCAUUGACUAUAUGCACUGGCAGAUUCCACUUAGCAAGAGAUUCCGCGCUCUAAAAUUGUGGUUCGUUCUUCGAAACUACGGAAUUAAAGGACUGCAGAAACACAUCAGAGAAGGUGUUCGUUUGGCGCAAAAAUUUGAGGCUCUGGUUUUAGCUGAUCAUCGCUUCGAAAUACCAGCUACGAGACAUUUAGGAAUGGUGGUGUUUCGCUUGAGGGGUGAUAAUGAUCUUACCGAGAAACUUCUCAAGAGACUCAACAAUCGCGGGAAUCUUCACUGUGUCCCAUCAUCACUGAAAGGACGCUAUGUUAUACGCUUCACUGUUACUUCUACACGUACCACCAGUGAGGAUAUCCUCAAGGAUUGGUCAGAGAUUAGAACUGUUGCUACAGAAAUUCUCGAAGAAAUGAAUAUCAAAAUCGAAAGGACAAGGGUCUGCCUCAAAGAAACCAGAGAAAAGAAUGAAGCUUUUGGAUCAAGUCUCUUGUUAGCAAAUUCUCCCAUGUCUCCAAAGAUUGUCAAUGGAUCAUUUGCUGCAAUUUUCGAUGCUGAUGAAUUUCUAGCCAAAGCCUACGCUGGCAUCAGAGUUUCUAACCAAGAUUCUCCUGCAAUGAGACGCCGUGUUCGUGGAAUUUUAAUGUCCGGAAAACAAUUUUCCCUGGAUUCCCGGAUGGAUCUUGUUGUCCAGGGAAUUCACAACAGCAGCGAUGGGGAAAACUUUCUGGACACAACUCGGACAAUUACCGAGGACAACGAGGAUCCGUGGGAAGGUACGAAGGGAAGCUUAUGAAGAAACAAGCGACAUUCAGCAAAGUGCAACAGACAUCGACAUGAUACCCCAGUCUUUCCUAUUAAGAAACCGACGCCGGUCCAACAGUGCGGCAGAAGUGAUUCCGAUCCCUGAGAAAUCCCCCCAAAAUUCCCCAUCCCGCCUCCGAAUCCACCGAAAAUCUGAACCGCUCCUCUCGGCCUGGAAAACUUCCCGAAAUGUAGAGAAAUUUCCCAAAAUCCAACAUGUAACCUCUUUUGCCAGCAGCCUGGGAAGCAUUGAGGAAAGCCCCAAAACACCUCAAGACAUUUCAUGUGGCUUUUCAAAUCCUGCAUUUUUUCAACCCAUACCCCAUCGCUUGGAAGUUUUAGGAUUCUCCCAGGAUAAUUCUGACUGGAACAUUCCUGAAGAUGAGGCCUAUAAAAGUCCCCAAAUUCGCUUUUCCAUCACAGACAAGUGCGACACUGUCCACGAAGAUGACAACAAAUCACCUCUGGAGGAAAGAAUCUAUGCCAAUGUAAAAUUUUGCCGGAAAUGUGGUCAUCAUUCACUCAAAAUUUAGCGAUAUAAUCCCAUUUUUCGCUUGUUCUACAAUAACUAAUUUGCCAUAUUA
Messenger RNA from Phlebotomus papatasi, 2700 nucleotides. RefSeq names its product histidine decarboxylase (gene Hdc). Lineage: Eukaryota; Metazoa; Arthropoda; Insecta; Diptera; Psychodidae. Gene Ontology annotation, molecular function: pyridoxal phosphate binding; histidine decarboxylase activity. The record is from RefSeq and is a predicted model, not a curated record. Gene Ontology annotation, biological process: L-histidine catabolic process; histamine biosynthetic process. The coding region runs from base 297 to 2108 and encodes 603 amino acids. The transcript has 9 exons.